Messenger RNA from Toxotes jaculatrix (banded archerfish), 1052 nucleotides. Its product is annotated as C-type lectin domain family 10 member A-like. NCBI's taxonomy places the organism in Eukaryota, Metazoa, Chordata, Actinopteri, Toxotidae. The coding region runs from base 104 to 949 and encodes 281 amino acids. The transcript is spliced from 8 exons. The record is from RefSeq and is a predicted model, not a curated record.
CCAAUGACCCUGGCUCGUGUUUGGACAGUCAGACUGUUUGUCAGGCUUCAUUGUGAAGAAGAAGAAGAAGAAGAAGGGAGACACAGCAGGUGUGGACAUCGUCAUGACGACUGAAUACCAUGAUGACACUGAAGACGACAGCACCUCGUUCUGGAACAAAGAGCCUCGACCUGUCUCCUUCUCAGGUGUCUCAGGUGUCUCCAGGUUCAGACGUUGGUUGUUUCCUGCUCUGACAGCGACACUGAUCCUGGUUCUGAUCAUAGCACUGGGAGCUAGCAACACGAAGGCGUCAAACCGACUGUGGUCGUUGGAGAAAAGUGUUUCCAACCUGACUGAAUCACUGAGCUCUGCACAGCAGCUCGCUAAAGACGCAGCGAAAGACGUCCACCGGCUGAAGUUUGCUGUGGAGAACAACAAGGACCAGCUGAGCUCAGUGUCUGAGGCGCUGAAGCAGCUCACAGCUCUGGACUCUCUCAGCAGGACGGUUGCGACGCUCAAAUGUUCCCUCGAACGCUUCAUCAACAACGCUUCAGCGGUGGACGGCUGUUGUCCUCUGGGUUGGGAUCUUUUUGGUACCAGCUGUUAUUUUUUCAGCAGGACACCUUUGCCCUGGCACGAUGCUAGAAACUGGUGCAAUGGACACGAAUCUCACCUGGUCAUACUUAACACUGAUGAGGAGUGGGACUUUGUGAACCGUCAAGCCACAGGCUCCUUCUACUGGGUGGGUUUGACCGACGAGAGAACAGGGAAAUGGGAGUGGGUCAACCAGACGCCAUACGUCAUGAACCGGAGGCGGUGGAAACCCGGCCAGCCCGACAGCUGGACCGGUCACGGUCUUGGUCCCGGAGACGAGGACUGCGCUCACCUUCACACUGACGGACGCCUCAACGACCUGCACUGCUCCACCAGGAUGCGCUACAUCUGCCAGAGACACAGCCAGCGCGGCUAAGGACCGCCACCUCGUCCAGGCUCCGCCCACAUACUGCUCGCCUCACGUGUGCUCAGAUCUACUGUAGGUUGUCACGGAAACGUCAUUAAAAAGUUGAUCCCUA